Messenger RNA from Mobula hypostoma (lesser devil ray), 6365 nucleotides. RefSeq names its product claudin-9-like. The record is from RefSeq and is a predicted model, not a curated record. Lineage: Eukaryota; Metazoa; Chordata; Chondrichthyes; Myliobatiformes; Myliobatidae. The coding region runs from base 1 to 636 and encodes 211 amino acids. Gene Ontology annotation, molecular function: structural molecule activity. The transcript has a single exon. Gene Ontology annotation, cellular component: plasma membrane; bicellular tight junction. Gene Ontology annotation, biological process: cell adhesion; bicellular tight junction assembly.
AUGGCGCCAGUUGCCCUUGAGAUCGUGGGUCUCCUUCUGUCGGUGAGCGGGCUGGUCUGUUCGAUCCUGAGCUGCGCGCUGCCCCUGUGGAAGGUACCGGCUUUUCAAGGGGCGAACAUGGUGACCGCUGUGCAGACCUGGGAGGGCUUGUGGAUGGACUGCAUCUGGCAGAGCAGCGGCCAGCUGGUCUGCAACCCCUUCAACUCUGUGCUGAGCCUGGGCGGGAAACUGCAGGCAGCCAGGGCGCUGAGUACCACCGCGGCCGCGCUGGCGGCCCUCGGCAUCCUGAUGUCCGUGAUGGGCGCCAGCUGGACCGAACUCAUUCGCGGGCCGGCCUGCAAGGUCCGCCUCACCUCGGCAGCCGGCUUCAUCUUCCUGCUGACCGGCGUCCUGCAGCUAAUCCCCGUCUCCACCACAGCCAACAGCAUCAUCAGCGACUUCUACGGCGACUCCGUCCCCGAACACGCCAAGAAGGAACUGGGACCCUCCUUGUACCUCGGCAUAGCCGCCGGAGUCCUCUUCAUCGCCGACGCUUGCUUCUUGUGGGUGUCCUGUUACAGGCGCAGAGGUCGAGAUACUCAGCUGGGCCACCACACCCCGGCUCAGGCAGACACCAGCCUAAGCCAGUAUGUCUAGGGAAAGUUCACGGGAACUCGAGUCCUGAUGAAGGGUCUCAGCCAGAAACGUCGAGAGUUUAUUCCUCUCCAUUGAUACUGUCAGACUUGCUGAGUUGUUCCAGCAUUCUGCGUGUUACAUUAGAAUCUCUAACAGAGACUCGGAUGCCAUGUGGGGACCGGCUCUUGUAAAACUCAUUGGAAUCGCGCUCCGUUUUUCUUCGAGCCUGUGAGCGUUCCUUUAACAAGGACAUUGAAUUAAAGUAGGAUUCAGCGGGAGAUGUCUGGGCGUAACUCGUUCAUGCCGAAUGUGUUGUCCACCGAGGCCGUCAGCGCUGCCCGCGUUUGGCUGGUAGCCCGCCGUCCUUGGGCCGAAGAGCCUGUUUCCCUCUCUGUGACUUUAUUAGGUCUGUUUCAUAGUUGGUCAAUAACCAUAUUUGAUCCAUAUUUCUAUAACUAAAGGUUACGGGGAGAAGGCAGGAGAUUUGGGAUUAUAAACCAGUCAUGAGGGAAUGGGGAGGAGCAGAAUCGACGGCCCGAAUGGCCUAACCCUGCUUCUAGGUCUCACGGUCGUACUCUGUUAUAACAGGAGAAGGCAGUUCAGUCCAUUGAGCGCGGAACAAUCAAACCCACCCACACUAAUUUUCCUAUAACCUACUCUCCCGCUAUUCCUUACAAUACCCUACCACCCUCUAUGGAUAUUAGCGAGACUUGGCAUAGCGCGUAGUGUUCACCGUCUCGGGUCUGGUCCUGAUGCGAAGGUUCGAGCCGAUUCGUCGGUAUUUCCUCAGACAACAACCCCCCUCCCCCACAGACGCCGCUCAAUCCGAGCAGAUUGUGUGUUGCUCCUGAUUCCCGCAUCUGCACUCACCAUGCAUAUGGCGAUAAUUUACGUCAAUCGCUGUUACUCACAAUGGUUCAGACAAACAUAAAAAGAGAGAGAAAGACGCCAAUAAAGCCACAUCCACAAAUCAUGGUAAAGACUCUUAAAAAUUAAAGACUUUCAAAAAUCGCUGCCAACACUGUCCUUAUCAGGGAGGCAACGUUUUUUAUAUUGGCCGAUAUCCAAGCAUCCUAUUAACGAGUAAUCAAAAGGAAACAAAUUCCUCGGCUCAAACUACGUAAGUAAAAUAGCUGAGCUAAUUUACAGUGGUCCGCUGAACUAUAAAGCCAUUUCAAAGAGGGGGUGACUUCCGUCUGAUAUAGAGCAUAGAACAGCCCAGCCCAGGCCCUUUGGCCCUGAUGUUGUGCUAACUUUUUAAUCUACUCAAAGAUUAAUUAAUCUAACCCUCCCCCCUCGCCCCACACACACGCAUUUUCUAUCAUCCAUAUGCUUCUCCAAGGCUUAAGCGCAUCUAAUGUAUCAGCCUCUAACCGCCUCUCCACGGACCCGGCAGUGCCUUCCGCUUUCCACUCACCCACCGGUCUCUGUGUGAAAAACCUACCUCUGGCGUCCCCCUUCUGGAUGAUAGGAAACUGGAGGGCUAUACGCGAGAGGAGUGUUAGAUUGAUCUCGGAGUAGGUUACAAAAACAGCCGGCAUGACAUCGUGGGUUAAACUGCCUCUACGUUCUAUAAAAAUCAUCAGUUCAAUAGUUGGGACACUUCAGAAUCGGAAUCAGGUUUAAUAUCACCGGCAUGUGUCGUGAAGUUUGUUGUUACGAGGCAGCGGUACAUUUCAAUACAGUACAUAAUAAUUAAAAGCUAAAUUGAAGUAAGAAUAUAUAUCUAUCCUCUAUCCCUCCCCCUCCUGUCUUCUCCUAUCAUUUUGCAUCUCUCCCUCCCCCUCCAGCUUUCAAAAUCCUUACUCACUCUUCCUUCAGUUAGUCCUGACAAAGGGUCUCGGCCUGAAAUGUCGACUGUACCUCUUCCUAGAGAUGCUGCCUGGCCUGCUGCGUUCACCAGCAACUUUGAUGUAUGUUGCUUGAAUUUCCAGCAUCUGCAGAAUUCCUGUUGUUUGCAUAUAUAUCUAUUUCUAUCUCUCUCUAUAUAUAUACACAUACACAUAAAUUUAAAAAGUUAAACUAAAUUAGUAGCACAAAAAGAAAAUUUAAAGUAGUAAGGUAGAGUCCAUUCAGAAAUCUAUUUGUAUUCUAUUGUACAAUCCGUCCAGCUGUAGGGGUUCCCCGUAUAAAGACAGUGGGAAAAGUCGAAGUCGUCUCGGGGAUUGAAUGGGAUUGCGGAACAGUCUACAAUGCUCGUCCUGUGUGAAGAACUUUCCAUUCUCGGAAGAUAAUACCUGUAUUUUUGCUGGAUACGUUGGUCUCUUUUUAUUAUCCACUUAUGAAAUUCCCUCAUAAAGCUGCGCUGUUUCUGUCUGGGAGGAGUUCAACUCGAACACUAAUGUCUUGCGGCUACUUCUGAUAUUGCCACGUUUUCCGUGAGGAGAAAGAUUCAAUGAGAAUCCAUACUGUACUAACGCGGAAAACAUGGAGGUGGCCGAUCACAUGGGAGACGGAGGACAGGACUUGGCAGAUUACGGUCACCCCCAUUGAAAGGUGGGGGAAGUACCAGGAACGUAGAAGAUGCUGUUAUUGAUCGAACUCCACGGCAUUAAGACGUGAUACGACUGGGUUGGUCAUGGAGAAAAGAUUAGUUUGGAAAAUCUGGCUUUGAUGGAUUGGGGAGAAGUAAAAUAGUUAGAAAUAGUCCAGGCUGUAGUAUGAACAUCGAUUUCUCGAACUUUCGGUAAUUGUUCCCUCUCCUCGCUUCCUUCGCCAUUCCCCAUCCCUGUUUCCCUCUCUCACAUUAUCUCCUUACCUGCUCAUCACCUCCCUCAGGUGCUCCUCCUCAUUCUCUUUCUUCAAUGGUCUAUCUUCUCCUAUCAGACUCCCCCCCCAGUCCUUUAUCUCUUUCACCAAUCAAUUUCCCAGAUCUUUACUUCACCCCCUCCCCAUCUCCACCUUUUUACUCUAACUUCUCCCUUUCCUUUCCAGACCUGAAGAAGGGUCUUGGCCUGAAACGUCGAUUGUUUACUCUUUUCCACAGAUGCUGACUGGCUUGCUGAGUUCUUCCACCAUUCUGUGUGUGUGUUGGUUUGGCUUUCCAGCAUCUGUAGAUUUUCUUGUGUCUGUAGUUUUCAAUGCCAAGGUUUUAGGUCUGAACUAGUCAUUAGUAACCAUGAUGACAAAGCCAUUAUAUUGUUGUAAAAAUCUGCUUAAUUAAUGUCCUUCAGGAGAGGAUAUAGAGUCAUUGAUCACCACAGCACAGAAACAGUCCCCUUAGUCUACCUAGUCUAUGUCAAGCGAUUAUUCUGCCACACCUGGUCCAUAGCCCUUCAUACCCAUCCAUUCCAAACUUUUCUUAGUAGUUGCAAUUGGCCCCAUGUCUAUUUCUGCUGAUGGCUUGUUCCACACUGACACCACCCUUUCAGUGAAGACGUUCCUCCUCAGGUUCUCAUUAAAUAUUUUUCCAUUUGCCCUUAACCUAGUUGUAGUCUCACCCGACCCCAGUGGAAAGAGUGUCUCCCUAUCUGUAUAAUUCUGUAUAUCUCUAUCAUUCUCCUGUGCUCCAGCGAAUAAAAUCCUGUCUGCCAACCUUACCUGGAUGGACCUAAUGUGACUCCAAAUCCACAAAUAUGUGUUUGACUCUGACGCCAAACUGAUGCCGUUCAAUGGUGUGAACGCCAAUAUAGCCCAGGAACUUAAAAACAGAUCAAAUAACCCAGCUUAGUGCUGAGGGUUCUAGAGCUGAUGUCUGACCCCUAGAUCCUUCAAGUUGGAGGCCCAAGCAGAAGCUGAGGCUUGUGCAUUUGCAAUAUUUGGUACGCAAGGGGUUUAGGUAGCUUUAGGAACAGGGGGUUAGGUCAGGAGCAGAGCAUGAUAAUGCUUUCCAAAGGUUCUUCGGAAGUCAAGCAUGGGGCAUAAAACAUUACAUAUGUCCAUGACAAGACCAGACAAUGAAUAAGCGAGCAGAGGGAAUAAAUAAGAGGCAAAGGAAAAAGGAGUUGUGUUUGUCUCAUACUCGGAGAAGAAAUAACAAAAUUUCAGCGACAACGACUGACCUCUAAAGUAGCCAUUUCAUGUAACAUCUCAUCUGCUACUGAAAUCUAAGCGGUUUCAGGAGAAAUAGAGAAGCAGCUGGAAAAUUCACUGAACAAUUACAUGUAUACGUGUGAUUAUAUAAAUAUGAGAGCAAGCAAUGGGAAGUUAAGCUACAAGAAAAAUAGGAAAAUAACAAUUCUAGCAGCUCCAAACCCCAAUCCAACUGCUUUCUAUACAUGUGUACAUGCAGAAAGUUGUUAAAAGGAAAUUUUAUUCCAGUAGGCAAAAGCGCAUCUACGUUAUUUAAAAAUAAACAGGCAGCACUUUAUUGUACUCAGUGAGUGUUUAGGGUUUGGGAUGAACUGCCUGGGGAGAAGUGGAGACAGAUUCAACUAUAGGAUUCAAACAGCCAUGGAUUAAGUAUUGGAACAAAGUAGCAAGCUUAUGGGAAAGCACAGGGAAAUGGGUCAAGCUGGAUUGUCCAUACAUUGAGUCAGAAUAGAUAUGAUGGGCCAAAUGGCCUCCUCUGUGCUGUAACUAUUUUGUGAAAUAUUUAAUCUAGACAUAUAAUUUUUUAAUUCUGAAAACUGUUGAUUAAAUCAAUGCUAACAAUAGAAAUAAACUAAACUAAAUGUAUUCUAAUGAUAACACGAGGAAAUCUGCAGAUGCUGGAAUUUCAAGCAACACAUAUAAAAGUUGCUGGUGAACACAGCAGGCCGGGCAGCAUCGGGCCGAGCCCCUGCGUCAGGACUAACUGAAAGAAGAUAUAUCUCUUCUUACUAUCUCUUCUUUCAGUUAGACCUGACGAAGGGUCUUGGCCCGAAACGUCGACUCUAGAGAUGCUGCCUGGCCUGCUGCGUCCACCAGCAAAUUUUAUGUGUGUUGCUUGUAUUCUAACGAAGAUGUCUUAGUGCCACGUUUGAUAAUCUGAUUCUUGGGGUCUAUCAUUUCCGUGGAUGACUGGGGGCAGAUUUUACAAUUAGUCAAUACUUCCUCUAUCUGUGCUAAACAUUCCCUAAUUCAAUUUAAAUUUGUUCAUAGAGCACAUAUGUCCAAAGAUAAAUUAGCUCGCUUUUAUUCUCAUAUUAAUCCUUUUUGUGAUAGAUGUCUGGGGCAGAUAGCCUCUUUAACUAAAAUGUUUUGGUCUUGUCCUACUCUGGAAACUUUUUGGAGAGACAUUUUUAAUAUUAUCUCAAAGGUAUUGAAUAUAGAUAUCUCUCCUCACCCUAUUACUGCUAUCUUUGGACUACCUAAAAUUUCCAGUAAUCUUUCUCCUUCAGCCCGUAGAAUGAUUGCAUUUCUUACUUUAAUGGCGAAAAGAUGUAUCUUACAAUAUUGGAAAGAGCUUAAUGAUCCAACCACCUUUGUUUGGUUUUCUCAGAUGAUAUUAUGCUUGAAUUUGGAGAAAAUUAGAAGCAAUCUUUAUGAUUCCUCACUUAAAUUUGAACAGACCUGGAGAUCUUUUAUUCAAUAUUUUCAUUUAAUGUAAUUUUUUUUCCUUCUCUUUUUUGCUCCAUAUUUAUAUACCCUUCUUGUUUUUUUUACUGUUUUUAAUGGAGGUCGGGUUUGAGGACGUGAUUUUAAGUUCUUUAACUCGGUUCCAAGUUAGCCCAUUGCUUUGCUUUGCUUUUAGUUUAGUUGCACGGUGGGUUUUUUUUUCCUUUCUCUAUUGAUAUAUAUAUAUAUAAAUUAGUACACUAUUAUGUUACCUUAGUAUGUUAUGUUUAAGUUACAUUGUUUGUAUCACUUUUUUUUCCUGUAUUAAUAUC